CUGAGUGUCGGCGAAGAUAAUCAGUGUGUAAGUAUGUGCCCGUGUCCGAGAUGAGCCUUCAUCCAGCGGGUUAGAAAGCGAGCGUGAGACAGCUAAGAGAUUCCCUGACUGAGGGAGACAGAGACAGGCCGGACACAGCUCGAGCCGCGAGCCGGGAGAGGCGAUGAUGGCGGCGGCCAUAGAGAGAGGAGGGGUCCGGGCCGCCUUCAUGAAUCCAGGCACUGGAGGCGUCGGUGUCGGUGGUCUCGCACCGGGGGUCGGGUUCGCUGCUCCCGGAGUCAUGACCGGAUCAGGAGCUGCAGCCUCGGGCUCUUCAGGUCCUCUUCCUGUUCCCAUGAACCUUUUUGCGACGUGGGAGAUCGACCGAUCCUCUCCGAGCUGCGUCCCGAGGCUGUGCAGCCUCACACUGAAGAAGCUGAUUGUUUUGAAGGAGCUGGACCGGGAACUCAACUCUGUGGUCAUCGCUGUUAAGAUUCAGGGGUCCAAACGUAUCUUGAGGUCCAAUGAGUACAUGCUUCCUCCCAGUGGCCUGAUGGAGACAGAUCUGGAGCUCACCUUUUCCCUACAGUAUCCCCACUUCCUGAAGAGAGAUGCUAACCGCUUGCAGAUCAUGCUCCAGAGAAGAAAACGCUAUAAAAACCGGACCAUCCUGGGCUACAAGACUCUCGCUGUGGGUGUUAUCAACAUGGCAGAGGUGAUGCAGCACCCGACAGAUGGAGGACAGAUUCUGGGUCUCCAUAGCAACGUAAAGGAAGCCCCUGUACGUGCGGCAGAGUUAAGUGUGUAUUCCCUGUCCAGUCAGCCCAUUGACCCAGAGGACGGCAGCGGACAGCCAGGGGCAAAGGUGAAAGCUUCAGAUCGAUCUCCAGAUAUGGAUAACUAUUCAGAAGAUGACGAUGACAGCUACUCGUCAGAGCAGGAGGCCAGUGAUGAUGCUGUUCAGGCCCAAGACCUGUACGAUGAGGAUGACGAUGUCCAGCGAAAGCCAAAGAAAACACGACGGAAAAUGAUCCGAACUACCUCCAUAACUCGGCAACCUAAUUUCAAGCAGAAGUUUGUUGCCCUUCUGAAGAGGUUCAAAGUUUCAGAUGAGGUUCUGGACUCAGACCCGGUGGAUCAGACUCAGGAGGUGGAGGAGGAUCUGGAUCUGUUGUACGACAGCCUGGAGGUGUAUAACCAGAGCGACAGCGGCCCGGAGAUGGAGGACAACGACAGCGUACUCAGUACCCCGAAACCUAAGCUCAAGCCAUUCUUUGAGGGCAUGUCUCACUCUAGCUCUCAAACUGAAAUCGGGAGUUUGCCCAGUCAGAAGAGUCAGCCCAGAGAUCAGUCUGCUGCUGGUGGAGACCUGCUUGCAGUGGAGAAGGACAGAGCAGCAGCUGGCCGGUACCAGGAUGAGACGUCUAUAGUGGAGGCUAUAGCGGGGGAGGCGGCUGAGGAGGACGCAGGAGUGGGAGGAGCGCCAAGCCAACAUGAUGCCAACCUGAGCUGGGACAUGAGCAUGGAGAAACUGGCCAACUCGAUGGGCAAAAUCUGCAAGACCGAGUCUCAGAAUAUGAUGUCUCCUAGUAAAACAGACAACAAGCUGCAGAGACGACCGCGCAGCACGUCGAUGAAGGACAGACAGAGCUCGAAAGCUCAGAGCGACCGAACCAGUAGCAUCGACAGUGAAACCUCACCUGACUCCAGACUCACUGUGCAGGUUCCCAGGAAGUCAGUGUACGACCAGCUCAAUCAGAUCCUCAACUCAGAUGAGCAGCUGCCGGAGAGCAUCAUCCUCAUCAACACUACCGACUGGCAGGGCCAGUAUCUGAAUGAGAUCCUCCAUGAGCACAAGCAGCCCAUCGUCUCAACCAUCUCUGCCGCUGAUGUCCAGGCGGCCUUCAACACCAUCGUCACCAGGAUCCAGAGAUUCUGUAACUGCAACGCACAGACGCCACCCACCAUUAAGGUGGCCGUGGCGGGAGACCAGAGUUACCUGAGCACUGUGCUGAGGUGCUUUGUGGAGCAGCUCGCUAACAAGACGCCUGAUUGGCUGAGCUAUAUCCGCUUCCUUGUCAUUCCUGUCGGUUGCCACCCUGUGGCGAAGUACAUCUCAUCUUUCGAUAAUAAGUUCAGCAGCAUUUUCUUGGACGCUGGCUGGAGAGAUGUGUUUGGGAGGUUAGAGGCCCCGACAUCAGACAACAUCGAUGUGGCUGGCCGAGUGUCUCAGUAUCUGGCAGGAGCAAACAUGUCCCAUCACUUCCCCAUCUCUGAGGCCAUGCUCACCUACAAACAAAAAAGGAAAAGAAGUUUGUAUUUUGAUUUUUACAUCAGCCCUGACGAGGACUCGUGCCAGAAGUUUGUGCCGUUCAUUGGGUUGGUGAAAGUAGGCAUUGUUGAGCACAACCUGUCCACGUCAGUGGAUUCUGAUGAUGCCAAUGUGAUGGGCAGUUUGAACAUGCUGUCUUCACCUCCAGCCCAGACUGGGACACCAUACGGGAAAGACAUGACCUGCACUCCUCCUUCCUCUCCCUCUGUCUCGGCUAGUCUGUCUGGAGCAGGUUCUCCAGGCUCAGGUGGAGAGGUGAUGGGACUGCAGGUGGAUUACUGGACGUGUCAGGGUGCAGAGAAGAAGAAGGACGGAGAGAAAAGAGACGUGGGAAUGAAGAACACGCUGAAGAGCAAUUUCCGCUCCAUGCAGGUCUCACGCAUCCCUGGAGGAGGAGAGCUCACUCCACCUCACGGCAUGGCCAUGACCGUCGUCAUGAAAGAGAAAAAUAAGAAAGUGAUUUUCCUCAGCAAGAAGCCGAAGGAAAAGGACGUGGACUCCAAGAGCCAGGUGAUCGAUGGUAUUAGUAGGCUGAUCUGCACGGCCAAACACCAACACACCAUGCUGAGAGUCUCCAUUGAUGGUGUGGAGUGGCAUGAUGUGAAGUUUUUCCAGCUGGCCGCGCAGUGGCCCACCCAUGUAAAGCACUUCCCCGUGGGAAUCUUUGGCUACACCAAGUCCCUGUAACAAGCCCGUGAUGCUCUGGAACUUUCUCCGGCGCACACCUCAUGAAGCAAGGGAGAGACUGGCUGAGGAAAAAGGGAGACUGAAAAAAAAUUAACCCUGAAAUGUGGAUUUUCCUGUGGAAACGCUCUGAAGCCUGUGUCCCAAACUACAUGGAUGUUGUUGUUAUUAAUGUUCUGUUCUUGGCUGAUGCACCAGCAAAAGGAAGGUUUGUUUGUAAUGUUUUAUAUAUAUAUAUAUAUAUAUAUAUAUAUAUAUAUAUAUAUAUAUAUAUAUAUAUAUAUAUAUAUAUAUAUAUAUGCGCUGCCAUUUUUGUAUACAUAUUGUGGUUAGAAUUUUGUAGCCACCACGUAAUGGCAGCUUGGUUUUUGCACUUUGUUUGGUUAGCAUUUUUAUUAUUUCAAUGAAAUCCUGUGGUCGUAUUUGUUCUGUGUACAAGGUGGUGUGUGUGACGGUGGUGGUGGUGCAGAAGUGAUGGUGAUUGUACUGAAAAGGGGGGGUUGUUGGGACAGGUGGGGUGGGAUCAGGUUUGCUCUUCAGAGUGAUUCAGACCUUGCUGUGAAAUUUAAAGAGCUCAUCUUUUUUUAACGGCUCUUCUUGUCAAGAUUGUAGGUUGAGAGAUGUCGAGAGAAGGGACUCGCACCCAUUACUCCAGAAAUACUCCAGCGUCUUACAGCCCGAUCUGUAUUUGCCAAAUAGUAGCAUAUAUGUGAUUACGACACACAAGACCUUCAACACAUUAUCCUGUACUGAGAAAAUGACUUCAAAAUAAUUGAAACUCACCUAUAAUGUUAAUCUAAGGGCGGGUGUUGAAUUCCAGCGAUAAAAACGUACAAGAUGUGGCUAUGUUACGCAAAUUCAAAACUACACACUUUUACAUUCUUGACAUGAGAGAAUGUCUUCUAUCAACCACCGUGUAACUGAUUGUUUAACACUGGAGCAAUACAGUAAAUAUUCAAGUUACUUACACAUUCCCAAAGGUUUUAUGGUGCCCAUGCACCAUUAGGCCCACACAACUUAAACCUACAUUCACACUAGAAAGCGAUGAGCAUUAAAGGGCAACGUGCAGCUGUUUUGAUACCGAGCUCUAUGUAGCGUCAACUUAAAUAACACACUGAUGAGUGUGAGAAUUGUUUAUUAAUGUACAUUUGAUGUGCUAAACUUUGUACUCGCUCGAUGGCAGAUUAGCUAAGCAUUCUAACGUCUCUGCUAUUUCCUUCCAAGCUUUAUUUCCCUUCAUACUUCUAUACACACUUAAUCACAGGUCGUUUAUAAUUGGAGAAGAUUUAAAUCAUGUUUACCUCCCAUUCUUCUGUGUCAAACAAUAAAUGGGAACUAAUACAAGUAGGAAUUAAAGUUGUAAGUGGGGAACUAAAGAAAUGUCAGACCACACGCACCACAUGAAUCAUUUGAGGCUUCUUUUUUCCCCACUUUACCACGUCGUGCUAUUAAUGCGCAAUGAAAUUGUGGCCCAUGCAUAGAAAAUGAAUGGUUGCCUGUCAACACAGGGUAAUGCACAGCAACAACUUCUUCCCUCGGAAAAAAUGCAGUCCUCUCUUUGAAAUCUGAUUUCGAACUGAAUUUACUUCACUAAUACCUUUGACUAAAGAACUAAGGAAAGCGUUCGCCAACUGUCUUUAUACUUUCUAUUAUUAUUAUUCCAUUAUUAUUUACCUGGAAGUGAGUUCCAAGUCAACGGUUUUAGUUCCUUUUCUCAGUACAGGGAAACGUGUCGAUAUUAUUGUCUAGUGUAAUAGCACAUAUACACUACAAUAGAGUACAGUAGAUAAAGAUUAGAUUGAAAAAAAAAGACGCUGGGGUAUUCGUUUAAAGCAGUGCUUAGCAUGUAGUUCGCCUGGUUUGACUCUAGAGCACAGUGAUCUGUAAGCAAAACAAAGGAACACUAUGAAUUAGAUGCUGCUCUCGCCCUGUCAGAGCUUUAAACUAAAAGGAGGGAAACUCAGUUUGGUGCAAAUUUAAAGGGAGAUUCGAAAUUUGGCCCGUGACUACGAUAUAGAUACCUCAGUUUGAGGAACGUUUCGAUAUAGAUCUGCACUCAGACCAAAAACUGCCGCACCCUCCAUACGCAUUGCAUGAUAAAAAUGUGCCCUUUAAGUAAGUGUGUUAUUGAUGUGUAGGCAAGACUCUAGAGACGUCUCCGAUUUAUGACUGCAAAAAUAUUCGGACACGCCAUAUUAGACUUGGUUUUAACGAAUUAACUAGGGAAGUGCACUAGGGCUUUAUUGAGUGUACUUGCUAGAGUGAUAUUGUGCACACAGGGUCAGUUGCGUCAGCUGUUGACUGCCAUUAAAGGGCUUGUGCUAAAAGACAACAAGUUGAGAGUAAGGUGCUCUAUCUUUUUACAGUAGAGCUGUGUUUUUGUAUAUCCAUUCUCUCAAUAAUCCCUUUACACAUCUCUGUGUGUGUGUGUAUAUAUAUAUAUAUAUAUAUAUAUAUAUAUAUAUAUAUAUAUAUAUAUAUAUGUGUGUGUGUGUGUGUGUGUGUGUGUGUGUGUGUGUGUGUGUGUGUGGGUGUGUGUGGUUGAAGAUAAUGAACAUGAACAGAAAGUGAAUCAUUCGGAGAUUGUCAAAAUGGUUAAGUUUUAAAAGGGUUCAGUUGUGGCGCUGUGUGUAUAUAUAUGUGUGUGUGUGUGUGUGUGUGUGUGUGUGUGUGUUACGGCACGUGUGUUUGAAGGGAGAGGAGAACCAGGAGAAGGUCUUCAGCAUGAUUUGAGGCUGAGGGCAUUUCUGUAAGCAUUGCAGUGUUAUUCUAUAUUAUCUUUUUUUUUUUUCUUCUAUAUAAACCAAGUUGAGACUGGUACACUGUUACAUAUAGAGGGGUUGUGUGUAGUCUCAUUGUCAAUUGUACAAAAAUGUUCAUUUUAUGUCAUGGCUCUACAGUGCAUUUCAUUGGACAGCUUGGCUUCGUUUUGUAGGCAGUUACCAGGCUGAAUUUUGUUCAUCAGACAUUUGGACUUUUAGAAGUUCUGUUAUGAAGCACUACAAUGAUGCAAGCUUGCCCUCCUUUACAGCCAAGAGAGAUUGGUUAAAAAACAAAAACAAAAACAAAAAAACACUUAAUAUGUGGCCAGUCUGUUUGUCGAGAUAAAGAUCUGCAGACAUAUUUUGCACAAAUGUCAUUUUAAGUUAUAUGACAGUAUUCCUUUGAGGUAAACCACUGAGGCAAGCUUCGCUCCUUAUGUUCCCGUUCCAUAUGUGGACGUAUGUAUUUUUGUUUUGUAUUGUUUUUACUCUGUUCGGUUGUCUUAAAAACGGUUGUGAAUACAGAAACAAUUUUAACCUUGCCUGCAUUACUUUGAACUGUUAUUGUUAUUAACAUGUUGUUUUGUAUGACCCUUUUAAAGGAGUUGACCUCUUUUAUAGGACAUUUUGUGUUCAGUUAAGGAUUUGGAGCAUUUCACAUGUAACUGAAUACAGGAAAAAAAAUGAACCCGUGUGUUCUGUUUUAUGAGUGCACAGACAAAUACUUUUGUUUAGCUUUUUUUCUGUAUUUGAUAAAUACAUAACAUUGUGUAAAUUGAUGAAAUAAACGCUAAAGCUAUAACCUGUGUACUUAA
Ictalurus punctatus (channel catfish) is the source of this 6572-nucleotide messenger RNA. RefSeq names its product phosphofurin acidic cluster sorting protein 2. The coding region runs from base 164 to 2998 and encodes 944 amino acids. The record is from RefSeq and is a predicted model, not a curated record. Lineage: Eukaryota; Metazoa; Chordata; Actinopteri; Siluriformes; Ictaluridae. Gene Ontology annotation, biological process: protein localization to plasma membrane. Gene Ontology annotation, molecular function: transmembrane transporter binding. The transcript has 25 exons.